This is a messenger RNA of Sungouiella intermedia, 1017 nucleotides long. Lineage: Eukaryota; Fungi; Ascomycota; Pichiomycetes; Serinales; Metschnikowiaceae. The record is from the annotation of a GenBank genome assembly.
AUGCAAGGUUCUUACAAGAACAACGGCCUUCCUAGGCCCUACUACAUGAAACCUAACAAGCGAGGGUCAGCAUACGAUAGCGCGUCGCGCCUGCUCUUCCUAACCAACUCCCGCAAGUUGCUGGGCUACUUGGUGAUGCUCGCAUUGUUUGGCCUUUGUAUGUUCAUGGUUGCCCAGGAGCUCAAGCCCAGGCCCGACGUGCUGUACGAGAUCAUGGAUCCGCAGGAGGUCAAGGAGCCUAAAAAUAAUGGCGAUGUGGGCAACUUGGUGGUGUCUGACAAGAAGGACAAGAACUUUGAGCAACCGCAAGUUGCCAACAAUAAAGCGCAGAAUUCGCGUGGCGAGUACGGCCACGGUGUCAUGGAGGCUCCCAAGGGUGGCAUGGUCAACGAGGGACCGGUCGUUGGUGCAGACGAAGGCUUGGUCGUAGAUGGAAAGACUAAAAAGAAGUCUUCUGGAGUCGAAGUGUUGGUUGCUAACGACGCAGCUGCCCCAGGUGCACCUGUGGUUCAGGGCAACGGCGUAAAGGCCACGCGAGAAGGCGACAAGAAGGCGGCUGACCCGCAGAACCCGGAUUUGCGCAAGCUCAAUGAGAAAAACCACAAUUUGAACAAUGUGGCAAUCAAAGGUGCGGACCUGGAAGAUUCCAACCCAAAGCUUGGGGAUGCAAACAUCAACGGCGUUGUGGAGGAUAGAAUGCACAAGAAGGUGGACGCCAAGGGCAAGAUAGAUGACGACGCUGAGAAGAAAGAUGUUGGAGGUGAACCUAAGAAGAGGAAAACAACUGAUGACUCCAAUGUUGAUGAAGAGUCUAAGAAAAAUGCUGAUGAUAAGCCUAAGAAGAAUAUCGCAGAUGGCAACCAAGAUGAAAUAGUAAAGAAGCUGGCCAAGGACGUGGUUCCUCUGAAGAAAGAAAUUCCUUUCAAUGAAGACGAGAUCGAUGCUGUGGUGAAGAAAGGACUGAAACAGGACGCAGUUAAGAAGGACCUCGACGAUGAAGAUGAUGCGGCCCAAUAA